AUGUAUCCCAACGGAAUCCUCGUCUCGCGUAACUUCUUGAAACGCAGCCGCCUCUUGGAAGGACAGACUACCAAGCUGGACAUAUCGAUAAACUACGGCUCCUUUGAACACGAGUUCCUGAUUGUUGGCGCUUACGAUUACUUUCCUACUGCCUAUCCCGAGGAUACUGAGGUCUUCGUCGGCAAUCUGGGCUACCUGUUCGAGCAGGUCGGCGACGAGAGCCUACACCAGAUCUGGAUGAAGACCCGCGAUGACGCCGUCCCCCAGACAAUUGUCGACAGCCUCAAGGAUCUCGGGAUCCAUCCGAUCCGCAUCCGCGACGCCCGCGCGCUCCUCACCCUCGACGAGGAAAGAAUCAGCGUCAUGCGCGCGGUCGGCCUCAAGACACGGCUCGUCCUCGCAAUGGUGGGCGUCGAAUACCUUGGCGUCAUCCUCUUUGGCGUCCUCUGGGGCGUUGCGAUUGGCAUCGCCACCGCCUAUCUCUUUGUGCCCUUCUUCCGCGUCAGCGGCGACCCCAUCUUUGCUUUGCCGCCCUUUGUGCGUCACAUCGCCUGGGGCCAGAUCGGUAUCCUUGCGUUCGUUUUCGGCACCGCGUUGUUGGGUUCCCAGUCGAUUAUCCUCUACUGGAGCACACGGCGCGAUCUCUUCCAGGUCUUGCGCAUGGGACAGAGGGAGUAA
Geodia barretti is the source of this 678-nucleotide messenger RNA. The record is from the annotation of a GenBank genome assembly. Lineage: Eukaryota; Metazoa; Porifera; Demospongiae; Tetractinellida; Geodiidae.